CAGGACCACCAACCAAAUAAAUGGCAAAGCAAUCUGACGUUUAACUAACCUUAAAAAACAAAACCCACGUUUUAGUAAAUAAAUCAUUCUAAACUUACAAUGUGCAGUAUCGGGGACGACAAUUUUGAAGAACUCGACAAUCUCAAGUACAUGCCUGCGAAAGAAAAACCUUCACCAUUUUCAAAAUGUAACAAAUGUAAAGAGGAAAUCCCAAUUGUGGUCCUACGUUCGAAAGAUAAAUAUUGUAGAAAGUGUUUUUUGGCAGGUGCGACUCAUAAAUUUAAGGCGACUUUAGGAAAACACAAAUUGAUUCGUCCAAACGAUCGAGUUUUGGUUAUACACAAAUGUGGGCAUCCCAGCACUGCUCUUUUGCACUUUAUCAGGUCAGGACUAGACUUGGAGACUCACAAAAAGUUGCGGUUUGAACCAGUCGUGUUAUUUAUUGAAGAGUUUACACAUUUGACUGUGACCGAUCGAAGCGAGAUACUUAAAGCAAUUGAGAAAGAAGUCGCUUGCUUUAAUUUUCAAGUUUACUUGACUUCGUUAGCUAAAUUAAUUACAACAAAUUCUGUUGAAACUGAACUACAUGCAAAUUUUGAUCGUUUGGAAAUGGAUGAAGAUGACAAAAAUGUUAUUACAAAAUUUGUAGACCAACAAUUGAAUGAGACUAACAAAAACGAUUUUUUAAAUAUUACAAGACAAAAAUUAAUCGUAAAAAUUGCUAAACAUUUAAAUUGCAAAUUUAUUUUCACUCCUGAAAUUUCCAACGAUGUGGCCUCACAACUAUUAACCGACAUUUCCUUAGGCCGUGGUUCUACUGUAUCUUUAAAUGCGGGAUUUUGCGAUUCUAGGGAUGAAACUGUUAAAAUAUUACGACCUUUGCGCCUUUUUGAUUUGAAAGAAUUGGCAUUUUACAACCACUUAAACAGUUUAGAACCGGUCACAUAUCGAAAACGCGAUGAAAAUCCCUACAAGUCGGUGCAGCAAUUAAUGAAAAAAUUUGUAAACGAAUUACAAGUUAAUUAUCCCGCAACUGUUACCACAAUCUUAAAAACGGGCGAUAAAUUAUCUCUUGGCACUAAACCAACAAAUAAGUGUGAUUUUUGCAAUGCACCCCUUGAGGAGGAGGGACCAGAACUAACAUCGGCCGAAUCGACGCAGUUUUCCCACUGGGUUUCGACCCAAACCCCUGCGGAACGUCGUUUGGCACCGGAGAGAGCAUUUAACAAUCCCACCUGUGAUAAUUACUGUUUUGGUUGUAGAAAAUUUCGUAAAUAAAUUUAAAUUUGAAAGGUA
Molecule: messenger RNA, 1296 nt
Organism: Tribolium castaneum (red flour beetle)
Lineage: Eukaryota; Metazoa; Arthropoda; Insecta; Coleoptera; Tenebrionidae
Gene: Ctu2
Product: Cytosolic thiouridylase subunit 2
Exons: 6
Coding region: 100-1278 (392 amino acids)
Biological process (GO): tRNA wobble position uridine thiolation
Cellular component (GO): cytosol
Molecular function (GO): sulfurtransferase activity; tRNA binding
Source: RefSeq, a predicted model, not a curated record